Cylicostephanus goldi is the source of this 255-nucleotide messenger RNA. The record is from the annotation of a GenBank genome assembly. Lineage: Eukaryota; Metazoa; Nematoda; Chromadorea; Rhabditida; Strongylidae.
AUGAUGACGUGGGGCUUCAAUGCCACUGUUGAGCAAACGAGGAGAUCUCUGAGGAUUCAGGAUUGGCCAUGGCUUGAUAAGGUCCAAGUAUUUUUUGUGGUGAUUGCUGUCCUUAUGUCUCUGUUUGCCUUGUUUUUUCUUCUUGUUGGCUUCACAGCUACUGGUGCGACGCGUGAAGAGAUAUAUAAACGCGAUCAAGCAAAGUUUGGUGGACGGUGUGCGUGUGCUACUGCCAUGGCUUGGUGUGUUUUGUUG